CUGCCAACACUCGGAGCCGCACUCAAGCUACCUCGAUAUCACACCACUAGCACACAUGGGGAAGCAGAACUGUCAAAUCAUUGCACCUGUCGCCCUUCUUUUGCUUGGGAUACUGGGCAUUCUCCUGCUUGCCAUCCCUGCAAACGAUAUGCAGCAACCUCCGGAAUAUAUGUAUGGUAUUGUGCUGGAUGCUGGCUCCUCUCAUACGGGCAUGUAUAUCUAUAAGUGGCCGGCGAACAAGCAGAACGGCACAGGCAUUGUCACACAGCACAGCGAUUGCCAUGUCAAAGGUGGUGGGAUAUCCAGCUAUGCGUCGGAGGUGGGGGGUGCCGCCCGGAGUCUGGAGCCCUGCCUGAAACAGGCUAUGAGGGAUAUUCCCAAAGCCAGACACCGCCUUACACCCAUCUAUCUGGGAGCCACUGCCGGAAUGCGGCUGCUUAACAUCAGUAGCACCACUGACAGUAACCGGAUCUUGGGGGAAGUGGGGCAGAAAAUACAGUCCUAUCCUUUCAACUUUCGAGGAGCAGUUAUCUUGUCGGGGCAGGAGGAAGGAGCAUACGGCUGGGUCACAGUGAACUACCUGCUGGAGAACUUCAUCAAGUUCGGCCUGGUGGGGCGUUGGCUGAGCCCAGGCCGGGAGACGAUCGGCGCGCUGGAUUUCGGAGGGGCGUCCACACAAAUCACCUUCCUGACUCGCGACCCGGUGGAGGACAAGCAGAACGGGAACAUCCUGCGUCUGUACGGCCAGGAGUACAACCUCUACACUCACAGCUUCCUGUGCUACGGCCGCGACCAGAUGCUGCGCAAGCUGCUCGUUCGCCUGGUGCAGUCUCAAGGUUACCAGGACACCAUCACUCACCCUUGCUACCCCGCGGGCUACAAUGUCACCAUGACGAUGGGGAAGCUGUUUGAUUCACCCUGCACAGAGAAAAGCAAGCCGGCCGACUACAAUUCCCAAGCAAUCCUGACUGUGCAGGGCUCCGGACACUAUGAGCAUUGCCAGGGCAACAUGUCUUAUCUCUUCUCAUUCAGCGAGUGCAGCUUCUCCAAGUGCUCCUUCAACGGGAUCUUCCAGCCCGCCGUCCGUGGCCAUUUCAUGGCAUUUUCUGGAUUUUACUACACUCACCUGUUCCUACAGCGCACAACAGGCAUUACUGUAACUUCCCCCGAGCUCCUGGAGAAGGCAGCGCGCACUGUGUGCAACAUGAGCUAUGACCAGAUGUUUGCACUAGCCCCAGAACAGAAGUCACGCCUGCAAGAUUACUGUGCCGCUUCACUGUUUCUUCAGACACUCCUGCUGCAAGCCUACGGUUUCGAUGAAACCACUUUCCCCCGCAUUUCCUUUCAGAAAAAGGCCGGAGACACCUCCAUUGGCUGGGCACUGGGCUACAUGUUGAGUCUCAGCAACCUGGUGCCAGAGGAAAGUGUUUCCCUGCGGAAGGCCCUGCGGACCGAAGCCUGGAUCAUCCUGCUCUUCCUCUUCUCACUCCUCCUCCUCGUGGUGCUUGGAUACCUGCUGGUCAAUGUUUUACGAGGGAAAAAGGGCGGCACUAAUAUAAUCUAAUCCGACCAGGGGCCAUGCUUUUCCCUCUGGCCUGGAGGCUUCAGUUGGGAGUCCAAGUACGCAGGGGUCACCAACCCUGUUCCUGGAGAGCUACUGUCCUGAAUGUUUUCACUUCAACCCUAAUUUGGCACACUUGAUUCUACUAAUUAGCAGCUCACUGAGAUGCAAGCUGUUGAAUGAGGCAAGCUUUGUUAGGGUUGGAGUCAAAAUGUAUAGGACGGUAGAUCUCCAGGAACAGGGUUGGUGACCACUGCAGAAGUGCCUAACCCAGCAACCAGUUGACCCGGGACGUGUCCGAAUCAGCACAUUUGCCUACAAUUGAGUAUGCUGAUUUAGUAUACUUUUAAAAAAGCUGUUAAGUACACAUUUCUGAAAUUGAGUGUACUCAAAAAUACCAAGAUUAAAUACUUAUCGCCACGUUUUCAAAAGCGUACUAUUCAGGAAGUAAAUUGCACUUUGGGCCCUUAAGUACGACGUGUAGCUUGACUUGUGUCUUAUUCCAUCAACAAACAAACACAGAUUGCUGUGGAAAACUUACUGUAUAGCUUGGAUGUUGUUGUCCCUGACAGUCCCUUAGUACGGAUAGUAUGGUGGUAUUUUUGCCAUUGUUGCCCAUCGCAUACUAAAAAGUAUGUGUAGUAGGGAGACGCGGUGGCGGGUGCAAGCAUCAGUCCGAUGGAGUCGCACAGCGAGACUCCCGUCCCGGUCCGCCAAAAAACCAGUUUGGCCGGCUCACGUGGGCGCGCCAUAAUUGGCCCACCACUCCACGGGCGGGGGGAGGUACUCGGCAGGGUGGAUCGCCGCAUACAACGGUGCCCGAUCGCCUCGCGGGGUGAGGCGAUGCGGCUUGGAGAUGGCGUAAUUUGAGGAUGCAGUAGUUCGGAGGCUGAUUCUGACACUGAAUGGUGUUGCCUUCUAUGUAUCUUUAGAAGACAAACAGAAUAACUGUUGUAUUAAUGGGGCUGCAGAAUUCCAGACCUGGAAGAUGGAACUUGAUGUUUGGAAGGAUCGGACAGAAACACCUCAUAUCUGUAGAAAUUAACCGACAUUUACCCUGUAAAUCCAAUUUUAACCAAUAUUAACCCUGUGAUGACUGGAAUAUUAAAGGUGGUGAAUAAUUUCAGGGCAGUCAGUUGCUUUAUGCAGAAUUGCACUUUUAAUUACUGUACAUUUUGUUGUAGAUAACUGGAUUUAUGUUGUUGGCCAGAUACACAUUUAAAACAUUUUAAAACAAUUCCAAAGAAUUCACCUGGUUUUAUUUUAUUUAAAUGGUUUGAAAAAUAUUGAUGUGCACCUGAAUUAUGCACUGACUACAAAUUAAUGGUCAUGGAUUGGUCAUAGAACUGGAAAUUAUCCAGACUGAAUAAAGUAGGCCUAAUACCAGUAUGCAAAUGACAAAAUGUUCUAUGUUGUAUAUAAAAUCUUGUAUAAAUACAUUGUAACACAUCUUAACAGACAUUAAUCCUCCUUUUCUCAUGAAAUACAUUAUAGACAUAAUCCGUAUUACCAAAUAGCCUAAAUGUAUUGCUUACAUUUGAGUUGAUUUACUGACACAACAUAAGCGAUUUUAUAAGGAAUAGUAUCUGUUAACUCCAAAGGGCACAUGUAGCACAAUCACACCACUUUUCACAGUAAGGGAGAAAUGAUGGAUAAUAUGUCCAAAAGUGAUACCCGGAGUUUUGAAUCUCUCAUUUCUGGUACUCUUCCUUGUUUCCGCAAGCAUGUAUGUUGUAAGACGCAGCAAAUGACAUGUCAUUAACUAUGUUCGUAUAUAAAGUUUGCAGCAUUUGCUGAAAUUGCGAAUGUACAAUCAGUCACACACCACAAAAAUUUCUGCAAAUACUGGUGUUCAACAGGAAGUACCGUAACAAUGAAUAUAUACAAUAAAGAUGACUGUUUUGAAA
Conger conger (European conger) is the source of this 3468-nucleotide messenger RNA. Its product is annotated as ectonucleoside triphosphate diphosphohydrolase 2-like. Gene Ontology annotation, cellular component: plasma membrane. Bases 56 to 1564 code for a protein of 502 amino acids. Gene Ontology annotation, molecular function: UDP phosphatase activity; GDP phosphatase activity. Gene Ontology annotation, biological process: nucleoside diphosphate catabolic process. The transcript has 9 exons. Lineage: Eukaryota; Metazoa; Chordata; Actinopteri; Anguilliformes; Congridae. The record is from RefSeq and is a predicted model, not a curated record.